Molecule: messenger RNA, 2889 nt
Organism: Anthostomella pinea
Lineage: Eukaryota; Fungi; Ascomycota; Sordariomycetes; Xylariales; Xylariaceae
Source: the annotation of a GenBank genome assembly
AUGCCCAACCUAGCUCGUAAGCUCCUCAUCGGUGCAGCGGUCGACGGCCUCAUAAUCCAGCCACUGGCAACCAAGGGGCAGCGAGCUCAGUCGCCUGUCAAAAUCAAAUAUGAUGAUGCUACCGUAACCUCGCUCCCUCGGGACCAGCACCCCGACACAUCAAAACCCAACUCAUCUUUCGAGGCUUUUGGAAUCAUCGGACUGUUUACUGUCUCCCGCCUGAGUUACCUCAUUACCAUCACCGGGCGCCAACAGGUGGCACAAAUUCGUGGAUACCCAGUCUAUGUAGUGACCGACGUCGCCCUCACGCCAUGCACGAGCCAGAGCGAGGCCGAGACGGCCAUCACCCACACUUCAAUCCAGCUUCGUCGCGCAUCGGCCGAACGACUCGUUGAGGAAACCGACACUGAGAGCGAGGCCGAGGCCCUGCCUGCCGCAGCGGGUGGGGAAGACGCGGACGACCCGGGCGCCAACAGCGAUCGCGAGGACACGAAUGAGCUAGCGGCGGCGGGCGAGAGGAGCAGCAUAGCAGAGGAUGUAUUCAAGCGUCGCGGCAGCUACGGACGUUACGCACAGCGCUGGUUCAGCCAGAAGGUCGGUAUGGGUGGGGUGAGGAGAGCCGAGACGGCCGAAGCGGCAGGCAGCAGCAGCAGCAAGAAGACUGCCACACCCUCGGAUAAGGCGUUGAGUAAGACGGUGGUUCAAGAGAAGGUCGACACGCCACCUGCACCCUCAGCAGGCGAAAGCAUGAUACCCAAGUUGCUGCGCAUGGCGCACAUAUGGUUUGGGACCUCAAAGAGCUUCUACUUCUCCUACGAUCUAGAUAUCACCAGGAGUGUGGGCAGUCGUGAAGCAUCGGCAGCGAACGCGCCGCUGCACAAGACAGCCGAUCCCACGUUUUUCUGGAAUCAUACCAUACUGUAUCCAUUUACAGGGAUAGGCGAUGAGUCCUUGAUGUUGCCCGUCAUGCAAGGCUUCGUGGGACAAAGAUCGUUCGUCGUCGACCAGAACCCACCUCAGCUCGACUCCCAGAAAGAUGCCGUGGAAAUGAGCGAUAUGACGCCAUCCAUGCAUUCUGACGCGGGAUCACCGCCGCCGGAACGAGCAUCCGUGGAUCUAAGAUCGUCUGAGAAUAAGUUCGUCAUCACUGUUGUGUCAAGGAGGUCGAUCAAGCGGGCUGGGCUGCGAUAUCUGCGACGAGGUGUCGACGAGGAUGGUUUCGCGGCGAACUCGGUUGAGACCGAACAGAUACUUUCGACCCCUACAUGGGAUCCAUCUUCCAAAAGAUACUCCUUCGUGCAGGUCAGGGGCAGUAUACCGCUGUUCUUCACGCAGUCGCCCUAUUCACUCAAACCGCUGCCGGUACUGCAGCAUUCGCCCGACGCCAACUUUCGAGCGUUCAAGAAGCACUUCGACAGGAUGAGCAAGACGUAUGGCUCUUUACAACUCGUCAACCUUGUGGAACGUCAUGGUCCCGAGGCGAUAAUCGGAAACGAGUACCAGAAGAAUGCCGAGAAGUACAAUGAUGAAAAGUCGGAAGGCUCUCGGUCUCUUGACUUCGAGUGGUUUGACUUUCAUUCUGCUUGCCGCGGGAUGAAGUUUGAAAACGUGAGCUUGCUACUUGAUACCCUGGGUGAAAAGAUUGAGGAGAGCGGUAGCACUAUUGAAACAAAUGGCCAAGUGAGCCACAAGCAGGACGGUGUCCUGAGAACCAAUUGCAUGGAUUGUCUGGAUCGGACAAACGUCUGCCAGAGUUCUUUCGGCAAGUUCAUGCUCGAUCUGCAGCUGAAGGAGCAGGGUUUCGAUAUGUCUGCCCAGCUUGAUCAAGAAAAUUCUUGGUUCAAUACCCUCUGGGCUGAUAACGGAGACGCCAUCUCCAAGCAAUAUGCUUCAACAGCUGCGAUGAAGGGCGAUUAUACUAGGACGAGGAAGAGAGACUACCGCGGCAUGGUCAAUGAUCUGGGCCUCUCCCUAACGCGUUUCUACAACGGUAUGGUCAACGACUACUUCAGCCAGGCCGCGAUUGACUUUUUCCUCGGCAAUGUCACCGCGCUGGUAUUUGACGAGUUCGAGGCCACGAUGAUGACAAAGGACCCGGGGGUCUCAAUGUCGAGAAUGCGCCAGCUAGCCAUCGAAACAUCACAAAAGAUCGCCAUAGAGGACGAUAAAGAAGAUUUUAUUGGGGGCUGGACGCUUCUAAGCCCUCACAUGUCCGACACCGUCCGAACCUUUCCUUUUGAGGAAGUUGUCCUCCUCUUGACCGAUACGGCUUUGUACCUCAUCAGAUUCGACUGGAACCUUGACAAGGUAUCAUCCUUCGAAAGAGUGGAGUUGAGCCAUGUUGUCGGUAUCAAGGUCGGCACAUACAUCACAUCCACUAUAUCUGCCGCCCAAACCGACGAGUCGAAGAAUGUUGGAAUGGUCAUUACGUAUGAACCCGGCAAGGCCGAUGUGAAGAGGACGAACACGCGGUCUUUAUCGACCAUGUCCAGUUCAGCUGGGCAAUCGUCUGGCAAGAACGAGGUCCUUGACGAGCCUGCCCCUGCGCCGGCCGCCCCCUCGGGCGUGCUAAACCAGGGGAUUCUCAGCGCCAUCGCAGGCGGGACACGCACGCAGCCACCGCGCAAGAUCGCCCUCAAGGCCCUCUACUCCCACACGUCUAUAACAGAGGCGAAGGGCGUGAAGAGCAUGACGGAGAACGAGCAGAUUAACGUCAUCGUCUCGGAGGUCGAACGCCUGGUGCUUGCGAGUCAGUCACCCCAGGACGAUGACCCAGGCCACAGCAGCAUUAUCGAAAAGGGUGACAUUAUAUCUUUGGCCGAGGCGAAGAAGAGCACGGGUCUGUUUGAACAGCUGGGACAUAGCAUCAAGAAGCUGGUGUGGGCGUAG